Xyrichtys novacula (pearly razorfish) is the source of this 381-nucleotide messenger RNA. The record is from the annotation of a GenBank genome assembly. NCBI's taxonomy places the organism in Eukaryota, Metazoa, Chordata, Actinopteri, Labriformes, Labridae.
AUGUGUGCGUGCGUGUGCGUGUGUGCAUUCCAGUGCGUCUGUAUCUGCCUGUGCAUGUAUGUCCGCACGCAUCAGCGCUCCUGUGUUUGUGUGCAUGUGUGUCUGCCCCUGCGUGUGUUUGCUCCCACGGUUCCCUCUCAUCUCCGACGUGAGGUGGGUCUCGCUAAUCAGUCAUCACACGCCUGCACGGGAAGGGGAGGGGAUGUCAAAAUAAACAUGCUCACACGUACACAUGAGCUGAUGAAUUUCUUUAAAUCGGGACGGAGAGGGGCAGAGACAGAGGGCUUCCCGAGCCCCGCACUUAACCUCCUACAGCCCCCCAUCUCCGUGUCCCAUCAGAGCACCGAGCCUCACUGCCAAACACCUCUGAGAUGCCACUGA